GCAUAUGGUCCUGCAUUUCUCUGCUGUUUCUCAUUGAUUAAAAUGAUAGAUGAUAGGUACAGAAAGCCACCAAUUAUCUCAAUCUUAAAACAAAAUUUUAGUACUUUAAAUUAAAAUUUGUAUAGAGAAGUUAAUAAUUUUCUAUUUUCUUAGUUCGUACAAUGUCCUUAUAAGUGUUCUAAUGGAUUAAAUUAUUUUGUGUACCUGCUAUGACCAAACCCAAAAAUUUUCUUGGAAACUUGUUGAAACCUUUCUUCUCAAGGUCCAAUAGAGGGAGAAAUGAAGAUGACUUGGAGAACAUUGCAGCACAAGAACAGAAGCAAUUCCCUUUUGAAGUUCUUGUUACUGCAACCAAAAAUUUCCACCCAGAUAACAAGCUUGGUGAAGGUGGAUUUGGGCCUGUUUUCAAGGGGCAAUUGAGUGAUGGAAGGCAAAUAGCUGUGAAGAAGCUUUCACAUAGUUCAAGGCAAGGGAUGAAGGAAUUCAAGAAUGAAGCAAAGUUGUUGGCACGUGUACAACAUAGAAAUGUUGUGAAUUUGUUAGGGUACUGUGCACAUGGUGUAGAGAAGCUAAUUGUUUAUGAGUAUGUUGCUAAUGAGAGCCUUGACAAGAUCCUUUUCAAAUCUGCUAAGCGAGAUGUACUCAACUGGAAGCAACGGCAUGACAUAAUUAUUGGGAUGGCUAGAGGGUUGCUAUACCUUCAUGAAGGUUCACAUAAAUGCAUUAUCCACCGCGACAUCAAAGCUAGCAACAUCCUACUUGAUGACAAAUGGGUCCCCAAGAUUGCUGAUUUUGGAAUGGCUCGACUCUACCCUGAAGAUCAAACGCAUGUUAAUACCCGUGUAGCUGGUACUAAUAGUGGCUAUAUGGCACCAGAGUAUGUUAUGUAUGGACAUCUAUCGGUGAAGGCUGAUGUGUUCAGUUUCGGCGUAGUAGUUCUGGAGCUCAUAAGUGGCCAGAAGAAUUCUAACUUUAACAGAGAUCCUGAUUCUCGAAGCCUUAUUGAAUGGGCAUACAAGCUUUACAAGAAGCGUAGGAGCUGGGAGAUUACGGACCCCGCAAUGGCACAAUCAGCUAUACCUGAUGAGAUAGCAAUGUGCGUACAGAUUGGCUUAUUAUGCACUCAAUCCGAUCCACCACUACGCCCGACCAUGCAGCAGGUAGUGGUGAUGCUAUCAAAGAAUCCCGGUUCUCUUGAUAAAGAACCAACACGACCUGGAUAUCCCGGUUCAAGAAUUAGAUCUCGCAGACCGGGUGGAUCGUCUCAUACAGGUGGAACCUCUGGUGCAUCCAAUCCUUCUACAUUCAGCGACUCAUCGUCUGGUAGCCACACGGUUAGUGCAACUGCAAGUACUUCCACGCUUUCAAGACAGAGAAUGGACCCUCGUGGAAAACGUCCUAUGAUAGAUUAGGCGCAUUGUUUUUGAAGAUUUUUCUCAUUCUUUUGUGUAUACAUUCAAUUUUGUUAGCAGGUAAAUUGCUUAUAGAUAGAGAUAAUGACUAAUGAUGAAUCAUACUGACAGUUAACAUGUAAAAACCUUAAAGGCUCCAUAUAAGGCUCAUAUGUAGUUUACUCUCAGGAAAUAGAACUGUGUUUUGCAAAAAGACUCGAGACUAUGUCAUGUUUUGUUUCCAAUAGCUGUUGUAUUAUCAUACUGAAAGAUGGAGUAGUCUAACAAAUUGUACGGAUUUGUACAAU
Lycium ferocissimum is the source of this 1699-nucleotide messenger RNA. Its product is annotated as cysteine-rich receptor-like protein kinase 43. The transcript has 6 exons. Gene Ontology annotation, biological process: protein phosphorylation. The coding region runs from base 210 to 1412 and encodes 400 amino acids. The record is from RefSeq and is a predicted model, not a curated record. Lineage: Eukaryota; Viridiplantae; Streptophyta; Magnoliopsida; Solanales; Solanaceae. Gene Ontology annotation, molecular function: protein kinase activity; ATP binding.